AUGGUAGGUGGGAGUGCGGCUGCCGGAGGCGCCGGGGGACUUCUGAGCCCACCCCAUACGAGAGGAGGAACCCCCUACGCAUCGGGAGGGGAUGGUGCGGCCAUUUUGCCCCUGCGAGAGGCGCCGCCAGCACCGGAUGCACCGGCACGGGCCCCUCCACGCUUGAUUUAUGUUCCUUUUUCUACCAGUGAUUUAUAUAAUUGGAAGCAUCAGAACCCCCCAUUUUCUGAGAAGCCUCAGGGGCUGAUUUCCCUCUUAGAGACUAUCUUUAGGACCCACCAGCCCACGUGGGAUGACUGCCAGCAGAUACUGCAAACCCUAUUCACUUCUGAAGAACGAGAUAGAAUUGUUAGGGAGGCAGCCAAGGCCAUUUUAGGAAAUGAAGGAGAAACCCUAGCAGGGAGGAGAGAAGUUGAGGACAUCCUCCCUUCUCAGCCUCCAAAUUGGGACCCCAACACUUCGGGGGGAAGGGACGCGCUCCUCCAGUAUCGCCGGGCUCUGCUUAGGGGACUGAAAGCGGCUGCUAGGAAGCCCACAAACUUUAGCAAGGUCAGUGAAGUGAUCCAAGGCCGGGAGGAGUCACCAGCUGCAUUUCUAGAGAGAUUAAUGGAGGCUUAUCGAGUCUAUACACCUUUGGACCCGGAGGCAGAGGAAAACAGGAGACUAGUGAACAUAGCUUUUGUCACACAGGCCAGUCCAGACAUCAGGAAGAAAUUGCAGAAAAUAGAAGGAUUUGAGGGAGAAAACAGGAGUAAGCUAUUAGAAAUUGCCCAGAAAGUUUAUGUCAAUAGAGAUGAUCCUGAGAUAGGUAGGGCAAAAGAGGUUGCAAAGAUUCUAUUGGCAGCCCAGCAGCCUGAGAAGGGAAAGAAAAAAGAAUACAAGGGUAGAAAAGCGGGACCGGGAGGCCGGCGAGACAUCGGUAGGAACCAAUGUGCCUUCUGCAAGGAAGAAGGGCACUGGAAGCGGGAUUGUCCAAAGCUGAAAAAGAGACAAGAACCCGAGAUGGCGCCUCCGGGCAGGUGCAGAAGGCAACCACAAAAAAUAAUUGGGGCAACAGGCAAAGCAGAAGCAUAUCCUUGGGCCACCGCACGGGUAACUAACCUAGGAAAGGGAACAAUAACACACUCUUUCCUAGUAAUUCCAGACUGCCCCUAUCCGUUACUGGGAAGAGACCUCUUACAGAAGCUUCAAGCCACUAUUACUUUCAGACAAGCCGAUGACUCUUCUUCAGAAGAUCGAGAGGCCGGAGUCAACUUUGAGAUAACAGUCCCGUUGUCUGAAGAAUAUCUAGUGGCUACCCUCCAGGAAGGUAAGGAGGGAACUGUAGGGGUCCCCGAUGAGCUAUUGACAACAAUACCUGGCGUGUGGGCUGAAACCAAUCCGCCGGGGUUGGCGGCGCACCAACCCCCUGUCGUGGUGCAGUUAAUGAGUACGGCCAGCCCAGUGAGGAUACGGCAAUACCCGGUCCCAGCACGAGCAAAGCAAGGGAUUGUGCAGCACUUGCAGCGUUUGCUCAAGGCUGGGAUACUCCGCCAGUGCCAGUCGGCUUGGAAUACUCCCCUGCUGCCAGUCCAAAAGCCAGGGACACUGGACUAUCGCCCUGUGCAGGACCUGCGGGAGGUGAACGCGAGGGUAGAAACGAUUCACCCUACUGUGCCAAACCCGUACACCCUGUUGAGCUCCUUGCCGCCAACACACACCUAUUAUUCUGUCCUCGACUUAAAGGACGCUUUCUUCUGCAUCCCCUUGGCCCCACAAAGCCAAGAUAUUUUUGCCUUCGAGUGGAAUGACCCUGAAAACGGACUAGUAGGUCAGUUCACAUGGACUCGUCUACCACAGGGGUUUAAAAAUUCCCCCACCAUUUUUAAUGAGGCCCUCAGUAGGGACUUGCAAGCUUUUCGGUCCACACACCCUUCGGUUGUAACCUUGCAGUAUGUAGAUGAUAUUCUCAUAGCUGCCAAGGACAAAGAAGAAUGCGAAAAAGCCACUGCUGACUUGCUGCGAGACCUGGAGCGGAUGGGAUACCGAGUCUCCGCCAAGAAGGCCCAGAUAGUAGCACAAACUGUAAGUUACUUGGGGUAUGACUUACAGGGGGGGCAGAGGACCCUAUCCAGCCGACGGAUCCAGACGGUCCUACAAAUCCCGGAACCGACUACCAAGCGACAGGUACGUGAGUUCCUGGGGGCAGUAGGAUAUUGUCGGCUCUGGAUUUUAGGGUUUGCAGAACUAGCCCGACCCCUGCAUGAGAUAACCCAGGGAAGAGAAGAAUCAUUUGUGUGGACUGAUAAAGAAAGACAAGCAUUCCAGAGCCUAAAGGAGGCAUUAGUGUCUGCCCCGGCUCUGGCCUUGCCUGACCCUGCCAAACCCUUUCAGCUGUUUGUAGCUGAGAAAGGAGGAAUUGCUCUAGGAGUGCUUAGCCAAGAACUUGGGCCGUGGAAGAGACCGGUAGCCUACUUAUCAAAGAAGCUCGACCCGGUAGCAUCAGGGUGGCCCACCUGCCUGAGGGCACUAGCCGCCACAUCUGUCUUGGUCAAAGAAGCAGGCAAACUAACGUUGGGGCAAGACAUCCGAGUGAUUGGGGAACAUUACAUAGAACAGGUCCUAAAAAACCCCCCCGAUCGUUGGUUGUCCAAUGCUCGGUUGACGCACUACCAAGCUCAAUUACUCAAUCCGCCGUCGGUUCAGUUCUUGAAAACUACGGCGCUCAACCCAGCUACCCUCUUGCCUGAGCCAGACUCCACAAUAACUCAUAACUGCAAGCAGGUACUCGAUACAGUGACAGGUUCCCGCCCAGACCUGAAGGAUCAGCCAUACAGCAAGGUCGACCUGACCUUGUUCACAGAUGGCAGCAGUUUUAUAGAGAGAGGACUGAAACGUGCGGGAGCGGCAGUGACCACUGUAGACGAAGUAUUAUGGCAGAGGGCUCUGCCUGCAGGAACAUCGGCCCAGCGGGCCGAACUGAUUGGACUCGCCCAGGCACUGCGGAUAGCAGAAGGGAAAACUGCAAACAUUUACACUGACAGCCGGUAUGCUUUUGCCACCGCCCACAUACACGGAGCAAUAUACAAAGAGCGGGGCCUCCUAACUGCAGGAGGCAAGGACAUUAAGAACAAGGAUGAAAUCCUCGCUCUAUUGGAAGCCAUAUGGUUGCCAGCUAAGGUUGCUAUUAUCCACUGCAAGGGACACCAAAAGGGAGACUCCCCAGCAGAAAGAGGAAAUCGUUUGGCCGACUCGGCCGCCAAGCAGGCAGCAUUGGGCCCCCUAGAAACUGUACUUCCCCUUUUACCUCAACCAAGAAUAUCCACCCAGCCAAGUUACACCUCUGAAGAAAAACAAGAGGGAGAGAAAUUGAGAGGAAUCCAAAAUCAGCGGGGAUGGAUAGAGCUGCCGGACUCGAGACUUUACCUACCCCGGGGAGUCCUAAGACAAAUCGUUGAAGAAGUUCAUAGAAGUACCCACCUAGGGCAAAAUAAGUUAGAACAACUAGUCAAGAAAUAUUAUCUUGGGCCUAAUCUCAGAGACAUUAUCCGGUCAGUCACAACUAGGUGCCAGACCUGUGCAAAGGUAAACGCAUCAAAUAAGAAAUUACCACCAUUUGUGAGAUACCGAGGGAAGGCACCAGGAGAGUUGUGGGAAAUAGAUUUCACAGAAAUGACUCCAGGGAAGUCAGGAUACAAGUACUUAUUAGUGUUAGUGGACACGUUUUCAGGGUGGGUGGAAGCGUUCCCCACCCGAGGAGAAACGGCUUCUAUAGUUUGUAAAAUGCUCUUAAGAGAAAUUAUACCCAGGUACGGUAUCCCUUUAGCAAUAGGUUCAGACAACGGGCCGGCUUUUGUAUCCAAGGUGUCACAAGAGUUAGCAGCUAAGCUGAAAAUAAACUGGAAACUCCAUUGCAUCUAUAGGCCCCAGAGUUCAGGGCAAGUAGAAAGAAUGAAUAGAACAUUAAAAGAAACCAUAACUAAAUUAAGAGAGGAGACCGGCGAAAACUGGACUGAGCUCCUUCCUUUCGCCCUCUUUAGAAUCAGAUGUACCCCAUAUUUUGAAAAAUGGACCCCUUAUGAACUCAUGUUUGGACAACCUGUUCCUUUGGUACCACAUGUAACAAGAGAAGAGAUAAGCAUGACUAACCAUAACCUCCUCAAGUCUUUGCAGGCACUACAAGAGAUCCGGAGUGAGGUCAGACGGCUGCGAGGCCAGGGCGUGGUCAACUCCAGCGACCAGCCCCAGAACUGUACACCACCUGACCCUGGACAAUGGGUAUGGGUUCGAAACCACCGACAGGGGAAUCUUGAGCCACGAUGGACAGGACCGUACCAGGUAUUGCUGAGCACGCCAUCUGCAGUCAAGGUAGCGGAAAAGCCCUAUUGGAUACAUCUCUCUCACACCAAGCCAGCAGACAAUCCCGAGGGAGGAGCUCAAACAUGGACAGUAAAAAAGGACCCAGACUGUCCCUUAAAGCUUACCUUCUCUCAUGCCUGA
Molecule: messenger RNA, 4479 nt
Organism: Phyllostomus hastatus (greater spear-nosed bat)
Lineage: Eukaryota; Metazoa; Chordata; Mammalia; Chiroptera; Phyllostomidae
Biological process (GO): virion assembly; DNA integration; proteolysis
Molecular function (GO): aspartic-type endopeptidase activity; RNA-DNA hybrid ribonuclease activity; nucleic acid binding
Source: RefSeq, a predicted model, not a curated record